Molecule: messenger RNA, 5556 nt
Organism: Drosophila subpulchrella
Lineage: Eukaryota; Metazoa; Arthropoda; Insecta; Diptera; Drosophilidae
Gene: ftz-f1
Product: nuclear hormone receptor FTZ-F1
Exons: 9
Coding region: 1250-4390 (1046 amino acids)
Biological process (GO): regulation of transcription by RNA polymerase II; hormone-mediated signaling pathway; tissue development
Cellular component (GO): RNA polymerase II transcription regulator complex
Molecular function (GO): nuclear receptor activity; RNA polymerase II cis-regulatory region sequence-specific DNA binding; zinc ion binding
Source: RefSeq, a predicted model, not a curated record
UUACUCCCGUUCGAAUUGUGUUUGUGUGGCCUACAUCAGAAAACCUACAGACCUAAUUUUCGCGUUGUGCGCGGAAUAGUUUUUCCCGAAAAAGUGAAGCCAGCGAAUAAACAAUAGCCAAAAGAAAGCGAUAGCCAGGAAAGUGAGAGUGAAAGUAAACAAAAGUAAAAGGGGAAGAACUCUGGCUCUGGCUGCAGCGUUAAUUGUGUGUGUAUAUAUUUAAUAUUUCCGAUGCGUCCAUAACGGGAGUGUGUUUUUGCUUCCCCUUUCGUCUGCUCAGCGCGCCCCCCUUUUCGCCCCUCCCCAGGCCCCCAAUUUCGGUGUGCAAUUUUGUAUAAAAAUUAACACAAAGUGGGAAGAUAGCGUUGUGUCAUAGAAUUGGAGCAAAGGCAAAAACAAGGCGAAAUUAGCAGAGGCAAACGGAAAAACAACAACAACACAGAAUGCCCAGUGGAACCCCAGUACAUAUGUGUAUAUACGUAUGUGAGUGUGUGUGUGUAUAGUAGGAAUUGCAAUUUAUAGUUGUUGUUUCUGUUUCUGUUUCCGAGAGCUUUCGCUUGUUGCGCGCGUGCGACGAUUGUGCAAGAAGUUUAGUGUGUGUGAAAAUCGGGAAGAGGAAGUAGCGGAGAAUAGAAGGAGAGUAACAUGGGAAUAAAUACAAGAGAAAUAGAGGAAAAAAAUAAAAAUAAAAAUAAAUAAAUCGCCAAAUGCGUUCGGCGUCGCGUGUGUGUGCGUGCUCUGAAAUAUGCUGAAAAAGCUCUCGGAGAAUGAGAGAGCGAUCGGGAGAAACAUCAGCAACAACAACAGCGAUCGGCGAAAUGAAUCACACGCAAGCUUUGUUUUGCGAAUUAUAAAUUCGCGUUCUCCACACAUGCGAAUUCCCACACUGAGAGCGAGACAGAGAAAGAGGGAGAGCCAGACCAAGACAUAAUAAUAGAACUUUUGCUUUCGGUUCCAACUGGUUUUUGUAUACACAAAACCAGGGAGUGGGAGGGAGACGGCGAAAGAGCGAGAGGGGCAGCUUUCAGCUCUUCUUCUUCCGCGAUCUUCGUCUUGGAAUUCAUGGAAACCGGGCGCAUGCGCAAAACAAAAAACUCCAAAAGGAAAAACAGCGACGUCAGCUGCAUGAAAGGUCUUUAAAGCUAUUUUAAACUAACUACUACUAUCGUUACCUGCCACUACGAAUCAUCAAAAAAUCCCACACAUCACAACGAAACGUACAAAAGAACUAAAUUAAAAUUAAAACAAAAUGGAUACCUUCAAUGUACCUUUGCUGGCGGAGAGCAGCAGCAACAACUAUGCAACAGAAGCUACGGGCAAUCAUCACCACCUGCAACAUCAGCAGCAGCAACAGCAACAUCAGCAACAACAACUUUUAAUAGCACAUCAUCACAAGGAUCAAAUGUUGGCCGCUGGCAGUUCCCCAAUGCUUCCCUUUUAUUCCCACUUGCAGUUGCAACAGAAGGAUGCCACUGCAACCAUAGGGCCUGCAGCAGCAACAGUUGCAUCAGCUGCAACAUCGGCGAGUGCCGACAACUUCAGUGCAUUGCAAACGAUCGAUGCCAGUCAAUUGGAUGGCGGCAUUUCCUUGAGCGGCUUGUGCGACCGUUUCUUUGUGGCCAGUCCAAAUCCACACAGCAAUAGCAAUAUGACACUCAUGGGCACAGCAGCAACAACUACCACUAACAAUAAUAAUAACAACAAUACCAACAACAAUAAUAAUAACAACAACAACAAUGUGGAGGCUAAGGCAGUGAGGCCAUCGAACGGCAAUUCGGUGAUCAUCGAAUCUGUGACGAUGCCAUCGUUUGCCAAUAUUCUAUUUCCCACCCACCGCAGCGCCAACGAGUGCAUUGAUCCCGCCCUGCUGCAAAAGAAUCCCCAAAACAACAGCAACAGCAGCGGCACUACUAGCAUUAUUGUGCCGCCCGUGGAAUAUCAUCAAUUGAAACCACUUGAAGUCAAUUCCUCGACUUCCGUUUCCACCAGCAAUUUCCUGUCCUCCACCACGGCUCAAUUGUUGGACUUUGAGGUGCAGGUGGGCAAGGAUGAUAGUCACAUCAGCACCACCACAGCGGGGCAGGGAUCGGGAUCGGGAUCCGGUUCGGGAUCGAGUGCCACUACAAUAGUAGCAACAUCAGCAGCGCCAGUAGCAACGACAACAUCCAUUAACAACAACACUGCCAAUCCAACCAGGAGCUCAUUGCACAGCAUCGAGGAGCUGGCCGCCAGCUCCUGUGCCCCGAAAACCACUUCGCCCAACAGCAACCACACUAGCAGCGCCAGUACCACACCGCAGCAACACCACCAGCAGCAGCAACACCACCUGCAAAGCGGCAACCACAGUGGCUCCAAUCUCAGCAGCGACGACGAGUCCAUGUCCGAGGACGAGUUCGGCCUGGAAAUCGACGACAAUGGAGGCUACCAGGACACCACCUCCUCGCACUCGCAGCAGAGCGGAGGGGGCGGUGGGGCCGGCGGCGGCGGGGGCAACCUGCUCAACGGCAGCUCCGGCGGCAGCUCCGUCGGCGGUGGCUACAUGCUGCUCCCCCAGGCGGCCAGUUCCAGUGGCGGCAACAACAAUGGCAACCCGAAUGGCGGCCACAUGUCCUCCGGUUCGGUGGGCAACGGCGGCGGCGGCGGCAACGGGGGCUCGGGCGGCGGCGGAGGCGGCCCGGGCAAUCCCAUGGGCGGCACGAGCGCCACGCCGGGUCACGGCGGCGAGGUGAUCGACUUCAAGCACCUGUUCGAGGAGCUGUGCCCCGUGUGCGGCGACAAGGUGAGCGGCUACCACUACGGCCUGCUCACCUGCGAGUCCUGCAAGGGCUUCUUCAAGCGCACCGUGCAGAACAAGAAGGUCUACACCUGCGUGGCGGAGCGCUCCUGCCACAUCGACAAGACGCAGCGCAAGCGGUGUCCCUACUGCCGCUUCCAGAAGUGCCUCGAGGUCGGCAUGAAGCUAGAGGCUGUUCGAGCGGAUCGGAUGCGGGGUGGACGAAACAAAUUCGGUCCCAUGUACAAACGGGAUCGGGCGCGGAAGCUGCAGGUGAUGCGGCAGCGGCAGUUGGCGCUGCAGGCACUGCGCAACUCGAUGGGUCCGGACAUAAAGCCAACGCCGAUCUCGCCGGGCUACCAGCAAGCAUAUCCAAAUAUGAACAUUAAGCAGGAAAUUCAAAUACCUCAGGUAUCCUCACUCACCCAAUCCCCGGAUUCGUCGCCCAGCCCCAUAGCCAUUGCGCUGGGACAGGUGAAUGCGAGCACGGGCGGUGUGAUAGCCACGCCCAUGAACGCCGGCAAUGGCGGCAGCGGGGGCGGAGGUCUCAACGGGCCCAGUUCCGUGGGCAACGGCAAUAGCAGCAACGGCAGCAGCGGCGGCAACAACACCAGCAGCACGGGCAACGGAGCGUCCGGCGGCGGAGGAGGGGGCAACAACGCGGGCGGCGGGGGAGGAGGCACCAAUUCCGCCGACGGCCUGCAUCGCAACGGCGGCAACGGCAACAUCAGUUGCCACGAGGCUGGAAUAGGAUCUCUGCAAAACACGGCCGACUCGAAACUGUGCUUCGAUUCUGGCACACAUCCAUCGAGCACGGCCGACGCGCUAAUCGAGCCAUUAAGAGUCUCACCCAUGAUUCGUGAAUUUGUGCAAUCGAUCGACGAUCGGGAAUGGCAGACGCAACUGUUUGCCCUGCUGCAGAAGCAAACCUACAACCAAGUGGAGGUGGAUCUCUUCGAGCUGAUGUGCAAGGUUCUCGACCAGAAUUUGUUCUCGCAAGUGGACUGGGCACGGAACACCGUCUUCUUCAAGGAUCUGAAGGUCGACGACCAAAUGAAGCUGCUGCAGCAUUCCUGGUCGGACAUGCUGGUUCUGGAUCACCUGCACCAUCGAAUCCACAACGGCCUGCCCGACGAGACGCAACUGAACAAUGGCCAGGUCUUCAAUCUGAUGAGCCUGGGAUUGUUGGGUGUGCCCCAGCUGGGCGACUACUUCAACGAGCUGCAGAACAAGCUGCAGGAUCUGAAAUUCGAUAUGGGCGACUAUGUCUGCAUGAAAUUCCUAAUCCUGUUGAAUCCAAGUAAGGCCGUACAAGUCUCUCAGUGCAGAUUGGCAACCUUCCUAAACCGUGAAUUAAUAUUUAUAGAUGUACGGGGUAUUGUCAACCGGAAGACCGUCUCCGAGGGACAUGAUAAUGUGCAAGCUGCCUUGCUGGACUACACCCUCACCUGCUAUCCGUCGGUCAAUGACAAGUUCAGUAGGCUGGUAAACAUUUUACCGGAAAUCCAUGCCAUGGCCGCCCGCGGCGAGGAGCACCUGUACACCAAGCACUGCGCCGGCAGUGCGCCCACCCAGACGCUGCUCAUGGAGAUGCUGCACGCCAAGCGCAAGGUGUAGAGGCCGGGGGAGCGUGACACGGAAUACUUAAUCAUUUAUGAGAUGUAAAUAACAAGGCGGAGUCCCGCCACGAGUCCCCACGGCAGCCGGGAUAUGGAAGGCGACGAGCGGAGGAUACAGAAUUCCGUAUUAUGAAUAUGGGAAUGCAUCAUCACUACUACCACCAACACCACCAACUAUCACACCUAUACACACACACAUGCACACAUUUGUUGAUUCAAUGUUAAUUAUUAUUACGUUUACGGUUAGGCCUAGUUUACGUUUAACUAAUUAAUUAAUUUGUCUUAAAUUAAUUCGUGUUUUAUUUGUAGUCCCCUGAUAAAGCAAUUUUUUAAAACACAACCUAAACGUAUAAAUGUAGAUGUAUGGAUAUAAAUUGUAAUAAGGCAAGGAGAACCAGAACCCCACUUUCUUUAGGCAUUACAAACGAAGAAAACAAAAGAAGCAUGAGAAAUUUUAUUUUUAUAUACCUAUAUGAAUACGAUACUUAUGGAUACAAAUCUAUAUAUAUAUAUUUUUAUGUAAAUUGGCGUAUGUUUAAGCGUCCUACAACUUUUUAAUUAGAAUUUGGUUUUACCAUAGUUUUCAAAUUAUUUCUGUUCCACUAGCAGAUCGAUUAUUUUAUUUUUUGCGCCAAGUGUCUUGCAUAGUAUUUGCGUCUAAUCUAAUGGCAACAAAAAAAACGGAAAAUCCAUACAAAGAAAAUGAAAACAAAGCAAAUUUAGGUGUUCAUGGUAUGAAUGUAUGUGUAUAUUAUAAUUGUAAUUUCAUCUAAGUGUAAGAAAACAAUGCAAACAACUACCUACAACAAGAUAAUGAAGAGCAAGAAAUUAUAUAAAUUAAUAAAGAUCGAGUUAAAAACUAUACAGUAAAUAUAUACUUACAUAUAUAUUUAAAUUUAGCAGUUUCAACUAUUUGUAAAUUUCAACCAAGAUGUAAUUGUUUCAAUGUCAGCAACCAGAAAGUGUAAAGCUUAUAAUUAAAAUACAAAAUAUAUUUUGUGCAAGGAAAAUUAUAACUCAGCUAAAGGGUAAAAACCAAUUAUAAAAAAUAAACAAAUAAGCUAUAUAAACCUUUAAAACUAAAAGUAAAAGAUGCUUAGUCAUGAAUUUGGGCAAUGAGACGGAAAAGAAAUCGAAUUAUAGAAAAAAAGAAUAUUGUAAAAA